This is a messenger RNA of Patella vulgata (common limpet), 1713 nucleotides long. RefSeq names its product sushi, von Willebrand factor type A, EGF and pentraxin domain-containing protein 1. Bases 272 to 1534 code for a protein of 420 amino acids. Gene Ontology annotation, biological process: axon guidance; heterophilic cell-cell adhesion; establishment or maintenance of epithelial cell apical/basal polarity. The record is from RefSeq and is a predicted model, not a curated record. NCBI's taxonomy places the organism in Eukaryota, Metazoa, Mollusca, Gastropoda, Patellidae. Gene Ontology annotation, cellular component: protein-containing complex; plasma membrane. Gene Ontology annotation, molecular function: calcium ion binding. The transcript is spliced from 7 exons.
CUUUAAACCCCAUCUCCCUCUUUUUCUCUCUCUCUCUCCACCGAAUGCGGCUUUCUUACCGAGUCACCAUGGCCAACUCCAAAUCUAUAUCAAUGGAGUAUUAUAGCCUUGAGACACAGAACUGACGUGUCUAUGUCAUAUGUGCUUAUACAACCAUACUUCCGGUUCACUGAAUUGUAGCUAUAAGAGCCACCAGUGUAACGUGUAAUUGUGGAUUUGACGAGAGAUAGACGGGUGAUACCAGGGUCUCAUAUUCUGGUCAGUAAUUUCUAUGCUAGAUACCAUGAAUAAGUGGUCAAUUCUAUUAGUAUUGAUAGUAGCUUUAGUUGAUGUCGUUGCUGAACGUGCAUCAACGUGGGAUUUCUGUAAUUGUCGAUGGGCUGAAUGGUCAAAAUGGUCUGAUUGUACAGAACAAUGUUACGGCCGACAUCGCAGAGACAGAAAGGUUUGGAUAUCAAAUAAAAAAGGAUGUACCGAAUUUGCUCACUGUGCUACAGGUCAGAACGAAGGAUCCGAGUAUGCCGACUGUAAUACGUUUUGUUACAAUGGUGGUACAUACUUAUCUUCAUAUACUGGUUGUAUAUGUGUAGCUGGCAAAUAUGGUCGAUGUUGUGAUAAAACUGUAACAUGUGCCACGCCCGCUACAUUGGAGAAUGGAAGAAGAUCCUACAGUAGUCUGAAUUAUGGUAGCACCGUUACAUACAGCUGUAAUCACGAUUAUAGAAUGACCUCUGGAUCUUCAAGAAGAACGUGUCAGCAUAAUAGCGGCUGGAGUGGUCUUAUGCCAAGAUGCAGAUAUGUUAAUACAUGUUCCAGUAAUCCAUGUAAAAAUGGAGGAAGCUGUAUAAAUGGUGUAGAAAGCUAUACAUGUCAAUGUCAACCUGGUUGGAGUGGGAUUAAUUGUGAAAAUGAUGUUCAGCCCCCUACAAUGACCGGAUGUUCUAAAGAUCAACUGAUUUAUACCAAAGAUGCUACAUACAAUGUCACAUGGUCUAUCCCAAAAUUCUCAGAUCCAUUCAAUAAGAACAUCACAAUGUUAACUAAUUACCCAGAAGGCUUUAUUGUGGCGCCAUGGGGUGACCAUGUUGUUCAGUACGUGGCCACCAAACCAUUCAACGGACUCCAAACGGAAUGUAAAUUUACCGUAAAAAUUAGACCUCAUCCUUGCCCUGAACUAAACAUACCAAUUAAUGGUGCUCGUGUAUGUAAUGGAUGGAAGACAGAAUAUGCUAGAGUUUGUUUAGUGUAUUGUAAUAAAGAAUUUACUCUUCAAUUGGGUUCAUAUUCUGUACAACAAUGGUAUAUAUGUGGAGCCAGUGGUAAUUGGUUACCAUCGGGACCUUUACCAAACUGUACAUUGCCUAAUAUCAAGAUUGGUUCAGGAAAGGAUUCACCAGAUUAUCAGUAUAACAGUUGCCAUGACGAUUCUGUUAAACAGUCUUACAUUGACAGACUCAAAGCAUCCCAUCAGGCAGUGCUAUGUACUAAACACCCGGAUGAAUGUAAACCAGAUAACGUCUCCGUCGAUUGUUAAAACAUUAUAAAUAUCACGAUACCCCAUAUGAUUCUGGAUAUACAACCUCCUGGGUUAUGUCCCUUUAUAAAACAAAACGAAAUGGGGGCUUUUUUGCUUGAACUGCUUGCUAAUCAUGAAGUAGCCACACGUUGAAUGGAAACCGCACCAACAUAAUAAAAGGGUGAUAGCAUUGUCAA